Messenger RNA from Drosophila albomicans, 1519 nucleotides. Its product is annotated as brain acid soluble protein 1. Lineage: Eukaryota; Metazoa; Arthropoda; Insecta; Diptera; Drosophilidae. The coding region runs from base 363 to 1061 and encodes 232 amino acids. The transcript has 3 exons. The record is from RefSeq and is a predicted model, not a curated record.
UUCAGUCAGCCUCUAGAAGUCGAUCGUGAUCGGUGGCUUAAGCAACACACAUCUCUCUACUAUCUGUUGUCUGUUGUGCCCAGUCUCUGUCUCCAGUCUUCAGUCUCCAGUCCUCAAUCUUCAGUCUGCAGUCUCCAGUCUACAACUUACAAAACAAAAUAAAUCUACAAACUUCGUGUGUUCGUCUUCAAAUUUUGAGUGCAGUUUUCGAUUACGAAUUGAAAUUCGUUGCGCGCGUUUUUAAAUACGGUUAUUUUGUUUUUGUUUAUUUUUUUUUUGCGAAUUUCAAGUUUUGCAAACGAGCAACCAACAAAAUCAAAUACAUCAACAAUCCAACACACCCACACACACACAAACACAAAAUGAAGUACUUCAACAUCUGCCUGCUUUUUAUCGUCUGCGCUCUGUGCUACGGACUGGUGGCCACGCAGGAGGAGAACGCGCCAGCGAACGCAUCGCCGGCGAAGAGGAUCGCCGCACUGCGUCGCCCCGUGGGCAAGGCGGUGGGCAAGCCGACGACAACGACAACGGCGGCGCCAGCGCACGACGAUGCCGGCGAGGAGGAUGAUUACAAUGAUGAGGCCGGAGGUGCUGGCGAGAAUGGUCAGUAUGGGGAUGAGGGCGAGGAUGGCGCUGCGGCGUCGGCGGCCAGCACCACGACGACGACGACAGAGGCGCCCAAGAAGGUGGGACCCGUGAUCCGUCCAUUCCGUUCCAACGAUGAUUUCCUCAACUCGCUGAAGCGUCGCCAGCAGAACGCGAAGAAACAUCGCGCCGAGAAGGCGCCGGUGAGCAAGCCAGCGAAGAAGACCGCCGACGAGGAUGACGAGGAAUCCGCUCCAGCCGCAGCUCCAGCUGCCGCUGCGCCCGCCGCUGCUCCCGCUGCCGGCAAAGGAUACAAAGGCAACUCUGCACUGAACCGCCGCAAGCUGACGAAGCCCCUGAGGUCGGAGCCGGAGGCCGAUGCUGCCGCCGAGGAGUCCGAGCAGCAGCAGAAGGAGGAGGAGCCGAAGCCCAAGCGUCCGCUCAGCAGUCGCCUCGCCUUGAGGAAGCGCAACUAAGGCGGAUGAGGAUGGAUAAAGCGUCCUUGUUUUGGGCUGCCUUAUAUAAUGCUAUAUACUAUAUACUAUAUAUAUUCCUUCUCCCUCACUCUCUUGCUCUCUGACUCGCUCUGUAUCUAUCUCGCUGUCACACACACUCAUGGCUAGCUAUGGGCAGCAUUACGAGCUGCCGUUUAGUUCUUAGUACACACACACACACACACACACACACUUGCACACACACACACACCCACACAGACAGGCUAAGGCAUGUGUAUGUGUAUUCACAUCGGAAUACGAAUAACUCAUGAAUGCCUGCACUAUUAUUCACUCCCCCCUCCCACACUCCACACUCCACAUACCAUGUUCAUCUACUUAUUACUCACCUAAUCAGUUUAUAAACUAUUAAAUAAAACAAACAACAAAUACAACAACAAACUGAACAACAACAAAAAUAAAACAAAAUCAAAAUAUUAUGA